Drosophila ficusphila is the source of this 4670-nucleotide messenger RNA. Its product is annotated as broad-complex core protein. Gene Ontology annotation, molecular function: protein binding. The transcript has 5 exons. Gene Ontology annotation, biological process: regulation of transcription by RNA polymerase II. Gene Ontology annotation, cellular component: nucleus. Bases 615 to 3566 code for a protein of 983 amino acids. The record is from RefSeq and is a predicted model, not a curated record. NCBI's taxonomy places the organism in Eukaryota, Metazoa, Arthropoda, Insecta, Diptera, Drosophilidae.
GUUUCACUGCGCGCUGCCGCACAGACGUCUACCGCGUUUCGAGGCAGACGCUACGUUCCACCGUUCGGCGCGCAAGAAUCGCCACUCAGCCCGUAGAAAGUCGCGCCUGCGCAGAAACCUUACAAACAAACAAAAAAAACAGAAGAAAUAAAUAAUAAUACAUAUAAAAUAAGAUAAAUCAAAAGUGUGGAGUGCAGCUAAUAUCCAGCGCACAGCAUCAUGCUGCCUAAGUGCAAUCAAAAUGUUGACUUCUUUUGACUCUUCUUCGGCUGGAAUUUGAGUUUCUCCCCCCUCGAAAACGUAUCCGUUUUUUAUUAACUGCCUUGUGUUCUCUGCAUAUCAAAAAAACGCAAAAGUGAAAGUGAUUUUUCGGUGUUUCGGUGCGUGUGAGAGUGCCCCUUGAAUGACAAAUAUUGAUAUGGUACAAUGAAAACCAGGCAAUUCCCGACAGCCAAAUAAGCAUCGAGAGAAACUAUCUAAGAAAUACAUUUAGCUUGUGUGUGCCCAUUGGAUUACGGAACGGAAAGUUGGCGACCAGCUUAAGGAUAACCAGCAAGGGGAUCGGAAUAUACCCAGCACAUAGCGCUAUCAUCUACAAAUUAUCGGAUUUGGAUAUGGCUGCCAACGAGAUUAUGACACCCACAGUCAAUGCGAAUUGUCAAUACUCGACUAGAUAUUGUUGGGAGGCGGAAAAAGUCAAAUCUUUGAUCAGAUUGCGGGCAGAACUCUCGCCUUUGUUUACGGGCAAGCGAAAUGCCUCCAAAUAUGCUUGGGCCGUGGUGGAACGGGAACUCAAUGUGCCGCUGCCGCUGUCGAAGAUCAUCAAGAAGUGGAACAACCUGCUGCAGGAGUACAAGGCCAUCAAGAUGUCCGAGGAGCCCAAGCGGCGCGAGUGGCCCUUCUUCACCCUGAUGGACGUGUACUUCAGCGACCAGGUCAACGAUCCCUCGCUGCGUCUCUUCUCCUCCACGAAGACCCUGAAGGAGACCCUGGACGAUAGCGUUUUCGAAGAUGAUCCAAUCAUCGCCUCCGCCAUUGCGGCGGCCACAAGUGGCGCCUACAUGGACAUCGAUGAGCUGAUUCGACGGCAGAAGGAGCGUGCCGCUCUGGCCGCCGAGCGGAAGUUGGCCGCCGCUGCCAGCGGAGGAAGCGGCGACUACAAAUUCGAGCUGAAGCCGAUGCUGUCGAACAGCAAGUUCAACAGCAACAGCGAGAUGGCCAAGCUGUCGAAGAGCGUCGACGACCUGUCCAUGCAGCAGUACAAGCUCAAGCAGGAGCUGAUGCGCCAGCGGGAGCAGGAGCAGCAGGAGAACAUGGUCAAGAUCAAGCAGCACGCCCGGCAGCAGCAGCAGCAGCACCAGCAACAGCAGCAGCAGCAACAUCAGCAGCAGCAGCAGCAGCAACACCACCAGUCGCAGCAGCAGCGAUUUUUGGGCCACCAGCCGGCACUUUCGCCGCAUCCACAUCGUCUGUCGUCGUCGUCGACGCCGCCGGCGCUGCAGCACGCUCUGCAGCAGCAGCAGCAGCACAUGUUGCAGCAGCAACACCUGCAGCAACAGCUGCAACAGCAGCAGCAGCAGCAGCACCAGCACCAGCAACAACAGCUGCAGCAGCACCACCAGCUCGCUCAUCCCCACCAGCCGCCCACUCCGCGCCCCAGUUCUCCGCCCACAACGGCGCAGCAGAUCCACAUCACGGCCACCCAGCACCAGGCCGCCCAGCAGCAUCUGCAGCAGCAGCAGCAGCAGCAGCAACAGCAGCAACAGCCGCACAAGCAGCAGCAAUCGUACACGGACCCCAACACCAUCGAUCAGUACUUGUUGUCGUGGAACAACUUCCAUGGGAACAUGUGCCGCGGAUUCCACUCCCUGCAGAAGGACGAGAAGAUGGUGGACGUGACCAUCGCUGCCGGCGGCAAGAUAUUCAAGGCCCACAAACUGGUCCUGUCCGUUUGCAGUCCGUACUUCCAGCAGAUCUUCCUGGAGAACCCAUCGAGUCACCCCAUCCUGCUGAUGGCCGACGUGGAGGCCAGCCACAUGGCCGGACUCCUGGACUUCAUGUACAGCGGCCAGGUGAACGUCAAGUACGAGGAUCUGCCCGUCUUUCUGAAGGUCGCCGAGGCCAUGAAAAUCAAGGGGCUGCACACAGAGAAGAACCUGGACAGCGACGCCAGCGACAUCAGCUCGCCGCACGAGAGCGACGGCACCGAGUGCCGAUACGAACGGGGAACGCACAGCGUGAACAUCACGAGCGGUCAUGCCGCCGGCUAUGGCGGAGCACCGCCACCGCAGCAGCCGUCGCCGUCGCCCUCGCUCAACGGACCCAACCGCUGCCCCACCCCCUUGUCGAGUGGAGGAGGCGGAGGCGGAGGAGGUGGUGGUGGUGGGGGUAAUCCGAACUACGCCGGAUUCCGCGAGCACAUCAAGUCGAAGGCCACGCUGGCCGAGACCUUCAUGAAGAAUCUCAACAGGAACAACAACAACAACAGCAGCAGCAACAACUACAACCACUUGGGCGGCAGCAACGGAAGCCUCAAUCUCACGGAGGCGGAGAGCAACUCCUUUGCGAUCCUGCAGGCGAACAGCAAGAAGAUGCUCGACUCGGCCAGAAAGCAGCACAAGUAUCUGGCCAAGCGAAAGAUCCUGAUGCACUACAACACGGAACUGGGCGGCGAGAAGCGGCUGAAGGAGAUGGAGAGGGAGAGGGAUCGGUAUCCAAGUGCCGAGCAGCACGAUGACGCUUUGAACAACAACCACAGCCACGCCCAGGACAACAUUAUGGAGCCGAUAAUCACGACGAUUGUGCCACAAACGCCGCCGCCUUCCACGCAUAACAACAACUUCAAGAUCCGAUUGGUCGAUAGCCAUCACCUGAUCAACAACAACCAGAAUCAAAACCAGAACAACAGCGAUAGAAGUCCACAUUCGGGUAGCAACAACAACUGCCACAAUGACAACGACGAGGAGGCACUGAAUCUGGUGCAGAUUCCCAAUGCGAAUGGCAGCAGGGGCAGGGAGCAGACGCCCACCUCGGCCACGCCCACACCCGACAUCCAGUUGAUCAAGCGGGAAGUGGAGCAGGACUCACCGCCGGCGGAGAACGCACAGAACAACAACGGACACGAUGAGGAGUUGGCUGCCGCAGGAUACGAUCGCAAGUACGACGACAACAACAACAACCGCGGAUUGGACAUGGAAACGGAUUCGAACAACAACAACAGCAAGCUGGGAAGCGAUAACAAUGGCAUUGCACUGGCGCUGGGCAAGCACAAGUUGCUGAACAGGACCCUGCAGGAGCAGGAGCAACAGGAUCAGAAUCAGAAUCAGGAUCAGCAGGAUCAGGACUCCGAUCACGGUGGCAACAACUGCAGCAGCGACGACAACAACAACAACCACAGCCAACACUUGGACUUGAGCACGAUUAAGAACAUUGCCACGGCGGAGAUCCUGUGCGGACUGAAGAGCAAGGUCCUCAAGCUGGAGGAGGAGCAGCGCGAGCGGGAAAGGGAGAGGGAGCGGGAACGGGAAGCCUGUCGCAGCCUCAGCGAGAUCAAGAACGCCGAGUGAUCCUAACGAGGAUCCCCCAGAAGAAAACCCGGAAAAUUAUGCAUUUGAUUAAACACUAACAUAGAGAAAAGAGGAGGAGGAGCCCGUCUAUGUUUGCUAAUUAUAGUUAUUUAUUAUACCACUUAAUAUCGUUAAUGUAAUUGUAAUGACAACCCGAACCCACAUGAUCAUUGGUUAGCUUGGUAGGCCUAGCAUUCUCCCAGCACACCACUUUAGAAUCCCUAGCAACUAAGAAUCACGAAUCAUUAACGUACUAUAUCGUAUCGUAUCGUAUCGUAUCGCAUCGUAUCGCAUCGCAUCGCUGAUCGAAAUACAAAUUUAAUAUUAGCACUUUGGAAAUUGGCCCUGUUGCAAUACGAGUUAAGCCCAUGUUAAACAUAUUGAUAUCGUUUAAUAUUAUGUAUGUGUAGAGCAGUACGUUGUAGGAUAAUACCCGCCCCCUCCAGACGCACUUUCGAUUUUCAGCAAAACUUUAUAACAUUAUUUAUACAUACAAACAAACACAUACACAUCGUACGACGAAUGUAUCUCAACACCAAUCACGCAUGCAUAUAGACACCAGAAACCCCCCUUCCCCUUCCCCACCCCCUCUCACUCCCACUCCCCACACACACACACAAACAUCAAUCGCAUUGCAUUGCACCAUAUGCCCGAGGGUAUAGUAAUGACAUCGGACCCGUCCAGACCAUGCAACACUGGAACGGGCCACAUCUACAAAGGAUCAAAAAGAAAGGAACAAUAUAUGUAUCUCGUUUUUAGUUUUAACUUGCCAGACCUUUUGAAUGAGCACUCAGAUAACCCGGUUGCACGCGAUCGUGUAACUUUCACCCCGAAGCGGUUCCGGAUCUUGUUAAUUGUUGUGCAUGUGCCCAUGUGCCUGGAACCCAGCCCCAAAAACAAAAAAAGACAAAACGCAUCCACUGAGUGGGGAUCGCUCAACUGCAGAUCGACCAGAACCAACAAUGCACAGUGUAACUCGUACAAUAUUUAUUCAACUUCUUUACAUUUAAAACAAAAAUUGUGUAAUGUUUUUUGCUGUUGAACAUUUUUUUAUUGUAAAAGAAUUAACGAAUGAAUAAAGAACCCAACACAUUCAAAAAAAAA